Molecule: messenger RNA, 2234 nt
Organism: Otolemur garnettii (small-eared galago)
Lineage: Eukaryota; Metazoa; Chordata; Mammalia; Primates; Galagidae
Gene: CALU
Product: calumenin
Exons: 7
Coding region: 153-1100 (315 amino acids)
Cellular component (GO): endoplasmic reticulum
Molecular function (GO): calcium ion binding
Source: RefSeq, a predicted model, not a curated record
GAUUGGUUGAUAAGUCGCCGGCGAGUCGUAUAGAGGCGGGGCUAAGGUUAGCUUCCGGUUGGGCGGUUCUUGCGCGCGUGAGCUGAGCCGGUGGGUGAACGGUGGCCACGGCAGGCUGAGCUGUGCAGGCUACGAGUAAAGAUCUAAUUAUCAUGGACCUGCGACAGUUUCUUAUGUGCCUGUCCCUGUGCACAGCCUUUGCCUUGAGCAAACCCACAGAAAAGAAGGACCGUGUACACCAUGAGCCUCAGCUCAGCGACAAGGUUCAUGAUGAUGCUCAGAGUUUUGAUUAUGACCAUGAUGCCUUCUUGGGUGCUGAAGAAGCAAAGACCUUUGAUCAGCUGACACCAGAAGAGAGCAAGGAAAGGCUUGGAAAGAUUGUAAGUAAAAUAGAUGGCGACAAGGACGGGUUUGUCACUGUGGAUGAGCUCAAAGACUGGAUUAAAUUUGCACAAAAGCGCUGGAUUUACGAGGAUGUAGAGCGACAGUGGAAGGGGCAUGACCUCAAUGAGGACGGCCUCGUUUCCUGGGAGGAGUAUAAAAAUGCCACCUACGGCUACGUUUUAGAUGACCCAGACCCUGAUGAUGGAUUUAACUAUAAACAGAUGAUGGUUAGAGAUGAACGGAGGUUUAAAAUGGCAGACAAGGAUGGAGACCUCAUUGCCACAAAGGAGGAGUUCACAGCUUUCCUGCACCCAGAGGAGUAUGACUACAUGAAAGAUAUAGUAGUACAGGAAACAAUGGAGGAUAUAGAUAAGAAUGCCGAUGGUUUUAUUGAUCUAGAAGAGUAUAUUGGUGACAUGUACAGCCAUGAUGGAAAUGCUGAUGAGCCAGAGUGGGUAAAGACAGAGCGAGAGCAGUUUGUUGAGUUUCGAGAUAAAAAUCGUGAUGGGAAGAUGGACAAGGAAGAGACCAAAGAUUGGAUCCUCCCCUCAGACUAUGAUCAUGCAGAGGCAGAAGCCAGGCACCUGGUCUAUGAAUCAGACCAAAACAAGGAUGGCAAGCUUACCAAGGAGGAGAUUGUUGACAAAUAUGAUUUAUUUGUUGGAAGCCAGGCCACAGAUUUCGGAGAGGCCCUAGUACGACAUGAUGAAUUCUGAGCUACAGACAGAGGAACUCGCAUUUCCUCAAAAGUAAUUUAUUUUUACAGCUUCUGGUUUCACAUGAAAUUGUUUGCGCUACUGAGACUGUUAUUACAAACUUUUUAAGACAUGAAAAGGCGUAAGGAAAACCAUCCCGUCCCCAUUCCUCCUCCUCUCCGAGGGACUGGAGGGAAACCGUGCUUCUGAGGAACAACUCUAAUUAGUACACUUGUGUUUAUAGAUUUACACUUUGUAUUACGUAUAACAUGGUGUGUUUAUUUUUGUAUUUGUUCUCUGGUUGGGAGUAUGAUAUGAAGAAUCAAGAUCCUCAACUCACACUUACAAGCAUACAUUAGCCCUUGACUCUUUCUCAACUCUUAUCAUAGAAUUUUUAUAAUUCUCACUUAACUAAUUUUUGAAGCCUGAGAUCAAUAAGAAUUGUUCAUGAGAGAUAAAAGGAAAAAAAAAUACUCCAUAGUUCUACAACUUAUAUUUAGAUAGGUGACACUUAAUCUUGCCUAUUGAAAAGUCUGAUAUUUCACAAAUAGGAGGAGCCAUGUAUUACAUCAGUUGCUCACAGAUCCAGCAAUCUGAUCCUGCCAUUAUCUGCACAAGGACUGAUCCCUGUGCAUUAAGAAAAUUUGGCCCAAAUUGAUUUCAUACCCCACUCCCCCAAACAAGCUGUUUGCUAAUUUUAUCAAGCACAGCUGUGGUGGUAAGAGUUCGGGCCAGUGUUUUGGAAAUCAGGUAGUGAAUGUGAUCUCCUCAUAGAGCUAUAGAUAGAAACAGCUAGAAAAACUAAAGGAAAAAUACAAGUGUUUUUAGGGCAUACAUUUUUUUCUGGGUAGGGAUAUGUUGAAAUGCUCAUGACAUAAUUAUUUGCCUGUUAAAGUCCCUGUAAGUGCCCCAUCUCGCUCCUCUCCUCAGGUGUGCCAAGGAUUUAAUCUUGGUUUCACUACAAUUAAUAUUCAGUCCUUUCCAAUCACAUCAUUGUAAGUGCCUUUACUGAGAGAAAUGGUCACUGAAUGGGAAUUCUCUUAAGAAGCCGUAAGAUAAAAUAGAUUAUUUGGACACCUUUUAUGAAAGAUUAGAACCUCCCAAUAUAGUAGGGAUUUUUUUUUCCUUCCCUCUCUCUUUUGAACAAUAGUUAAA